Molecule: messenger RNA, 1458 nt
Organism: Fonsecaea multimorphosa CBS 102226
Lineage: Eukaryota; Fungi; Ascomycota; Eurotiomycetes; Chaetothyriales; Herpotrichiellaceae
Exons: 3
Coding region: 1-1458 (485 amino acids)
Molecular function (GO): heme binding; oxidoreductase activity, acting on paired donors, with incorporation or reduction of molecular oxygen, reduced flavin or flavoprotein as one donor, and incorporation of one atom of oxygen; iron ion binding
Source: RefSeq, a predicted model, not a curated record
AUGAAGAGAGACAAAAAGGGGGGGCAUGCUAAUAAUCAGUCCACAGGCCUCGACUUUCCUGUCCAUUCGACACUGGCGAUCCUGAGAAACGAGGCGCUGGAAUUCUGGGACUGGAUCUACGAACACACGGGCACCGACAGCAAAGGCACUGGUUCCUAUACGGCCGAGCUCCAUAUCCUGGUGGAUGCCCGUGUCCUCUUCACGGCAGACCCAGAAAACACUAAAGCGAUCUUGACGACGCAAUUCCAGGACUUUGGCAAAGGCGAAGAGUUUCACAACGAAUGGUACGACUUCCUAGGUGACAGCAUUUUCACCACUGACGGGCAACAAUGGCAUAACUCGCGACAGCUCAUUCGCCCAAUGUUUGUCCGCGAGAAGGUCGCCGACUUGCCUUUGAUCGAGACUCAUGUCCGCAAAUUGAUAUCGUUGAUGGGCGCGGGGGAUGGAACCCCGAUCAUGUUGAACAAGUUGCUCUUCAGAUUCAGCCUUGAUGCUUCCACCCACUUCCUGUUCGGCCACAGCGUUGGCAGCUUGGACAAAGAGCAGUCGGAGUUCGCUGCUGCCUUUGACGAAGUCCAACGCGUCCAAUCCCUGGAAGGUCGCUUGGGGCCCCUGAAGCACUUCCGUAGCAAGAGGUCCUUCUAUGAAGGCUUAAAGACAAUGGAUCGUUUCAUUGAGCCUUUCAUCACCGAAGCAUUGUCAAUGACCCCGGAGGAGUUGGAGACCAAGUUGUCUCGCUCAGAUACCUUUAUCCACGCGCUGGCCCGAUACACAAGAGACCGAAAGGUGAUGCGCGACCAACUCACGGCAUUACUGUUGGCCGGCCGUGACACCACAGCGGGCACACUGUCCUGGGUCUUUCUCGAGCUGGCUAAGAAUCCCCGAGCAGUGGAGAAACUACGUGCCGAAAUCAAGGAAUUUUUGGGUGACGAUGGUCGACCACCGACUUAUGAGGAGAUCAAGGACAUGAAAUACCUCACAUACACCCUGAACGAAACCCUGCGUCUUUAUCCGGUAGUCCCUUUCAAUGUCCGAUCCGCACUUACCGACACUACAUUGCCUCGAGGUGGGGGCAAAGACGGCAAUGCACCGGUGGGGUGUCCAAAGGGUACGGUCAUAGGAUACAGCACUUUGUCGAUGCAGCGAAGGAGAGACCUAUAUCCGCCAAUCUCACCGUCGUUCCCUUAUGACCCACUGGAAUGGUGGCCGGAGCGCUGGGCAACAUGGACUCCUAAGGCGUGGAAUUUCAUCCCGUUCAAUGGCGGACCCAGAAUAUGCAUUGGACAGCAAUUUGCCCUGGUAGAAAUGGGAUAUACGAUAGUCAGGAUUCUGCAGGAAUUCGACCAGAUCGUUGAUUAUGGGAGCAAACGCAUCAUGCACGCAGAGAUUAUUCUGACUCCAGCGGAGGGUGUGAAGGUGGGAUUUCUCAAGGGCGAGAAAAAGACAGUGAAGGCUUGA